AUGAAUGCAAUUAACAACAAAAAAGGUGGCGUCUUUUUCAUCUAUAGUUAUGGAGGAACAAGAAUUUUUUUUUGGAAGACACUGUCUGCUGCUAUUAGAUCUAAAGAUGAAGUAGUUAUUAUUGUUGCUUCAAGUGGAAUUGUAGCACUCUUGCUUUCUUGUGGUAGGACAGCGCAUUCAAUAUUUCAUAUACCAAUUAACUUGAAUGAGAAUUCGUUUUGUUCUAUUACGCCAGGUAACGAUGUAGCUGCCCUGUUGAACAAAGCGAGCCUUAUAAUUUGGGACGAAGCCCCAAUGAUGCAUCGUCAUUGUUUCGAAGCAGUUGAUAAGACACUUAGAAAUAUUAUCCUUCCUAAGAACAAUGAUAAACCAUUUGGAGUUUUACGUUUGACUGUAAACAUGAGGCUUCAGUUUGGUUGUCCAAACAAUGAUUUCGAAGAGACAAAUUCAUUUGUUGAUUGGAUUCUUAAAAUUGGUGAAGAUACUAUCGGUGGUCCUAAUGAUGAUAAAGCUAUUUUGGUCCCUACUAAUGAAGAAGUUGAUGCUAUCAACGACUACAUGUUAGAAUUGAUGAAAAAUGAAGGGAAAACAUAUAUGAGUUUAGAUUCCUUAUGUGAGACCGAGACAGAAGAUUCUUUAGAGGAAUCAGUAUACUCUCCGGAUGUGUUGAACGCUUUUAAGGCCUCCGAAAUUCCCAACCAUAAACUUAUACUAAAAAAAGGUGUAUCGGUCAUGUUGCUUCGUAAUAUCGACCAAACCAGAGGACUACACAAUGGUACUAGAUUACAAAUCGUAAGCCUUGGAAGACACGUCAUUCAAGCACGAAUCAUAUCUGGUAGAUUUUUCAACGAGACUACUUAUAUACCUCGCAUGAAGUUGACCCCAUACGAUAAAAAAUUCCAUUCCAUUUUCAAAGUAGGCAAUUCCUAA
Molecule: messenger RNA, 930 nt
Organism: Lactuca sativa (garden lettuce)
Lineage: Eukaryota; Viridiplantae; Streptophyta; Magnoliopsida; Asterales; Asteraceae
Biological process (GO): telomere maintenance; DNA repair
Molecular function (GO): DNA helicase activity
Source: RefSeq, a predicted model, not a curated record